AUGCUUUUGAUUCCCACAAAAAAGAAGUGCAAAAACAAGAAGUGGAAGAAAACGAAGAAAAAUUUAUAUGGAAUUUCAUCCAACAUUCCUUACACGUUCAAACUACCGGUACCUUAUGACAAGAGGCUUUGUGGUUCGAGUCAUGGUUGGCUAGCCAAGGUGGAUUCUAGUUCUAAAGUUACCCUUAUAACACUCUUCAAUCCUUUUAAAGAUGCGGCAGUAUCCAUCACUUUACCACCCAUCUACUUCGUGAAUUUAUAUAGAAGAAGAAAACGUUAUGAGUAUGAUGUGCAUAAGGUUAUUUUAUCGGCUAAUCCUACAUUUAAGCCACAUGAUUAUGUAGUUGUAGCCAUUUACAGUAUGCGUAAAUGCCUUGCUUUCUUAAAAGCUGGACAAAAGAAUUGGACUUAUAUUGAUGAUAUUCACCGUCUCUUUAAUGAUGUUAUAUUCUACAAAGGUUUAGUCUAUGCGGUGGGACUAUGGAAUAACAUUGUCUCUUUUGAUUUGUCUGAUUUAAAGGAUGGAAGAGUAGUUUCUAAAGUUGUUUCUUUGAAGAGGGAUGAUUAUGCUGAUCGAGUUUAUCUUGUAAAAUCAUUAGAAGGAGACUUAUGGCUUGUAAGAAAAUUUAUUGGGUAUCAUGCUUCAUAUUUUUCUAAUUAUCUUCAAAAGGAUUCAAUUUAUUAUACAGACGACUUUUACGAAGAUACGCCACCUUAUCCUAAUGGACCAUUUGAUAUGAAAAUCUACAACGUAAAAGAUAAAAGGUUCAGUCAACAUUGCCCUUUUUACCAUUGGUUUAAAGAAAAUCCACCUGCAGUAUGGGUUAUUCCACCAUUUCAAUAG
This is a messenger RNA of Vicia villosa (hairy vetch), 843 nucleotides long. RefSeq lists its product as uncharacterized. The record is from RefSeq and is a predicted model, not a curated record. The transcript is spliced from 2 exons. NCBI's taxonomy places the organism in Eukaryota, Viridiplantae, Streptophyta, Magnoliopsida, Fabales, Fabaceae. Bases 1 to 843 code for a protein of 280 amino acids.